AUGACCGGCUUUACUGACGCGGUCAUGUUCACUGCGGUUUACAUAUGGGCAGGUUUCCAGACGGGGAACACGACGCAGCUUUCUCUAGCUGUUGCCAGACUCUUCGCCGGGCCAAAGGGCCACCACGAUCUCACCUUCCAAAUCUCUGAUAAACAGGCUCUCACAUCGCUCAUGACCUUCAACGGCGGCGCAUUCAUCGGGCGUCUCGGCGACAAGAUGGGGCCCAUGUCCCGAGCUUGGCUGUUCCUUGGUUCCAUGAUCCAGGCGCUCUUUACGAUGGCGGCAGCCAUCGCCGUGUGGAAGAGCGGGGAACCGAGCGUAGCGAGCGACCGAUUCAACCCAGCAUGGACGAGCGCACUGACAUUCGUUGCGAUCGGAUUCAUGAGCGCCAGUGUCGGGCUCCAGGGCAUCAUGGGAAAGCGGGUGAACACGCAAUUUUCGACGACAGUCGUAAUGACAACCGUAUGGUGCGAGUUGAUGGCGGACCCGAACCUCUUCAGGCUCAACCGCUACAUCAUCUCUCGGGACCACAAAGUCAUCGGUAUAUUGUGCCUCUUCGUUGGUGGCUUCGCCGGACGCGCCCUCAUCGACCAGAUCGGGUCUGCUGGUACGCUAGGUAUCGGCACAGGCAUCCGGGUCAUCAUCUCCAUCUGGUGGCUGUUUGUACCAGGGAAGGUGAACGCAAAGAAAGUGAAGGGGCCCGAGACGGCGUAG
Messenger RNA from Fibroporia radiculosa, 714 nucleotides. RefSeq lists its product as uncharacterized. The record is from RefSeq and is a predicted model, not a curated record. NCBI's taxonomy places the organism in Eukaryota, Fungi, Basidiomycota, Agaricomycetes, Polyporales, Fibroporiaceae. The transcript is spliced from 4 exons. Bases 1 to 714 code for a protein of 237 amino acids.